UUCCAUUCUGUUUCUGUAUCUAUUCUGUGACAGAACAGUCAGAGUCUGCGCCAUUUUAUCGAAAUUCGAGCUAGUUAGUUCUUCCCCUUUUUGAGUGUUUGUUAUUUUAGUGUAUGGAAUGUUUUGUUGGAUUUGGAUAACUUCUCUUUCGUAUUCAAAAUUAGUAUAUUUAUAAGAUAAUUUAUAAAUUAUUUAAUAAUUGAGGCUGUUUUCCAGACUUGAUUACUAUCGACUUUCCGCAGUUGAGUGUAGUUUGAAUCUAAGUAUAUUGAAAUUACUUUCUCACUCAUAAUGUAUCAUCGAUCGUUUUUCGCCAUUGUGUUCCUACUUAAUGUUUUCGCCACCUGUAAUUGCCAGAGAACGCCGACCAUUUCUAAAAUCACCCAGGUGCAGAUAAAGGAUAUUGGAGAUACAGUGGAGCUGGAGUGCUCUGUCCAAUAUGCUCAGAGCUACCCAGUUCUGUGGAUGAAAGUAGAUCAUAACAGGCGAACCGAACCUGUGCCCAUCUCCUCUGGAAGUGGCCUCAUUAUUCUUGAAGGACGAUUCUCUCUUCGUUAUGAUCCAGCUAGUUCAACAUACACAUUACAGAUCAAAGAUAUUCAAGAAACCGACUCCGGCUUCUAUCAAUGUCAAGUAUUCAUUGCUUUGCAAAACAAAAUAAGUGCAGAAGUGGAGCUUCAAGUUCGUCGGCCACCCAUAAUAUCAGACAACUCUACUCGAUCAGUUGUUGUCACCGAAGGUCAGAGUGUCAGCUUGGAUUGCUAUGCCGGGGGUCAUCCUGAACCCAGAGUAUCUUGGAAAAGAGAAAACAACGCAAUUCUGCCAACUGGAGGAUCCAUAUACAGAGGUAACAUCCUGAAGAUCCCGAAGAUCAAGAAAGAGGACAGAGGAACUUACUACUGUGUUGCUGAGAAUGGAGUUGGAAAGGGAGCUCGUCGUAAUAUUGCCGUUGUAGUGGAGUUCGCGCCAGUUAUAACUGUUCCUCGACCUAGAUUAGGCCAAGCUCUUCAGUAUGAUAUGGACCUCGAGUGCCAUAUUGAAGCCUAUCCACAACCUGCCAUUGUUUGGCUCAAGGAUGAUGUUCAGCUGUCUACCAGUCAGCAUCAGAGAGGUGUCUGUUCCAAACAUUAAUUAUCCUGGACUACUGAUGGACAACAACUUCUUGUAUCUAACAAGCUCUGCGGACCGUACUGACCAGUCAUUGAUAUUAUUUUCAAUUCUAUCCUACUACUCCAUUCUACAUAUCCUCUAUUUUGAACUAUAACUUAUAACAGUAUGUAACACGGAUCAUGCAUUAUCUCAUUAUAAUAUAAUCAACGUAUCAUUGUAAUAUCAUGUUGUUUUUAGAUGUAGUUAUGCGGGACAUCUAUACUCAUUAGAAAUAGUUUUUGAAACUCACAUAGACCUCUCAUAUAAGCUAGUAGUUUUAAAUAUACCUAAUCUUAUUUCUUAGUGUUUUCUCGUAGACAAUUUCAAAUCAAUGAUGAAUGGUAUCCCAAAGUUAGACUUUUUCUCUUUCAUUUACCUCAACUCGGUGUUAGAUGCUCAUGUAUUCUUAUAUUAGCUCUCUUUCUCUCUACUUUGAUAUUUAAACAUGUAGGCUAAUAUCAAGAAACUGCUACUUCGAUGUCAAUUUUUAUUAUAACUGGACUUAUACAACUUAUACUAUUUACUACAUUAUUUGUGUAAUAUACAUUUUAUAAUUUAUCGUACUACUCAGCAUCUCGUAUUCUUCUGGAGAUAUUCCAGGUGUUAGUUUUUGUUAAAUCCAAUUGUUUCAAUCGCAUUAUAAAAAUGAAAAGUGUAAAAUAUAGUUUAUUCAAUUUCAUAAUGAGCAAAUUUACUUAAAACUUUGACUAAAUUCUAUUCAAAAUAACUUUCAGUCAAUGAUCUUUAUGAUUGAAAUAUAUCUUGUGAUGUACGUUAUCCAUAUUAUAUUCACAUAUUCAUUUCUUAUUCUUCAGGAUCGCUGUUCAUUCAAUUUAUAUUCAUGUAAAAUUGUCGUAACUAAACUCAAAUUAAGUUUGAUAUUUUUAUAACUUGUUUAUUUCAUGAUAAUCCGAUGAUGUUUGAUGAUUAGAUGCUGUAUGUUAUCAUUAUUAUUCCGAAAUUGACAUUGAUCGGUUAUAUUGAUUGGAAAAUGAGUUAUUUCAAUGCUUGUUGAGUCAGAUCAAGUGUCUUAUGAAGUUUUGAGACUCAUUUUUUUAAAUUAGCAUUUUUAAAUACAUCUCAAAAUACCGUGGGUUACAUUGUUUGAAACUUCCAUUUUCUGCAAUUUUGAUAUGGAAUAUGAUAGCAUCUCAGCCAUUUUAUCUGCAAAAGAAAUUGAUGGCAUUUUCCAAUUUAUCGUUCACUGCAUUUCAUUUUAUUUGUCUAAAAUGGUUGUAUUAAACAUUUUUAUUGUUUAUAAUGAGGUCAGUAUAACGAUUUGAUCAGAUUAUUCAAUUAUUUAUCAGACAGAAAGAAAGAUGCAGUUAGGGAUUUGGUAAUUUAAUGUAUAGAAUUAACCACUGAACACAGCUUGCCUAGCUUUGGAGGCUUUCAUUUAGUAAUUACCUUUGAUUUAAAAUAAUACACAUCUAUUUACUUUCAAGUUAUCAAUGCACUAAUUACAAUAGUAAUGAUUCUAUUGUAAUGAAUAUGUGUGGUUCUUAUUAUAUGUAUUGCUCUUAUCUACUAAUAAAUUAUUCGAAGUGCAGCAUUGAUAUUUGUUGUCGUAUGCUAUGGGAGACUUUCUUUCUUAUUUAUGGAUAUUUGUCGUAUUAUUUCGACAGGAUUUCAUUUAGUAUAAUUGAGUUGAUAAUUCAAUUUGUUCAUCACAUUCUUAAUCUAUGGCACCACAUUCGCAUCACUUUGAAGUACCGUAUGCCUGUUUUCAUUUUCAAAAAUUACAUUGCAGCUCCAAGUGGAUGAACUUUUUGUUCUUUAGUAAUCAACUACUAGAAUCAAAAUGUUUGGUUGCUUGACAAUAAUUAUCUAUAACAUUUUGCACAACUUGAUUUUUCAAUGAAAAUCUCAAUACAAUAUUAUUAAAAAGCCUCCAAUCAAAUUUCACUUGAUAACCAUGAAUACAAUCAAUACAACCUUUAGAAAGUUUUAUAAUAUUUUUGUACAUUUACCAAUCAAUUUUGUUUUAUCAAUCAUAUCAUCUAAGUUAAUUAUUAAUGAUUAUUUUAUAUUUUAUUGUGUUUGUAUAUACAAUAAUGUACCAUUCUGAAUUGUGUAAUAUAUAUUUUUCUGGAAUACAAUAUGCAAAAGUAUUAUAUGACCGUAGGUCAAAUUUCAAUGAUUGCUAACCUCCAAGAGAUUGAAAUAAACAAAAAAUUUUUUUAUAUUAUAUUAGUUUUAGCAAUCCAAGCAUAUCUUCUCUAUUCCGCCCUUACUCAACAAAAAAAGAAGAAUUUUUAGAGAAUUUUUGCCAAGUGAGCUGAAGUCAAAAAACGACUUUCUGAAUUUGCACUUUGACUGAGAUGUGUUAAACAGUGUUGAAUGUUUCACACAGUUUUGUAGCUAAGACAUUUUAGAAGUAUUUUAUUAAUUAUCUAUUAAUUGUAUAUACCUGUUCGGUAUUAGCCCAAGUAGAUAUAGCAUUUUCACGACAAGUACUUUUAUAAUAAAGACAUUUUAUACUUCUAUUUUCUUUGAAACAAUUUUGUACUGAAAUUCUAUUUUUCUCGUCUCUGGAAGAAAUAAUUUUUUGAAGCUUCAGCUAGACUAAGAAUUUAAUGCAGCCUAGAUGAAAAAAAUGUCUUGUACGUAAUAAGGCUAUGAUAGGAGAACUUUAUAGUACACUUUCAAGUUUUAUUGCAUACAAAUAAUGAUAAUACUAAACUGCUAAAAAAUUAUAAUAAUUUAUUGAUUUAGUAUUAUUUUAUCUAUUGGUAAUGCAAUUAAUAAUAAUACAAUUAAAUAAAUAAUUAAUUAAAUAAUACAUUGAGUAUUAAUAGCGAUUUUAAUUUUUAUUAAAUCGUAAAUCAAGUAAUCAAGUAGAUAUGAUUUCAUGUCUAUAUAUUUCCAUAAUUUUUCAUUGUUUCAGCUAUAUUAGAAUUUUCAUUUUGUAAAAAAAUAUUCUUAGGGCCCCAUUACAGCUGCAUAUUUUUGUUUAUUGAUAAGGUUAGCAAAUUAUGAAUUCCUUUGUCAUCGUAUAGUUAUCGAUCAGAUUGUGCAAUAUAUGACUUGCAUAUAAAUCUAUGCAUAUAAUUGUAUGAGAAAACAUCUGACGAAAUUCAAAUUGAGGCCUUUCCCUUAUGAACUAUCGAAAAUUGAUAUCUAAAUUAAAUUUAUAAUUUUAACUUCAUGUUAUAGUUGUUUGAAGAAAAUUUAUAAAAUAUUUCAAACCAUGAUAAACAUAACUCAAAACCUCCAAUUUUCACCAGAUAGACACAAUUUGAUUUGAAAGCUAGCCACAGAUAUGUGAAAUUGCAUAUCAAGAGCUGACACAUUAUUGAAAAACUUAUAAAAAAAUAUGCUGGUCCAAUGAGCCUUCACAUUUUAGUUUCUGAUUAAAUCUUUGAGAAUAUUAUAUAUUAAGCAACUAUUUAUUUUGCGGUUCAUUAUGUAACAUCAAUUAAAAUCUUCUGCAACCUAUUUUAAUCAAAUAUGUAGCUGUGCUGUAGCAUUCAUGUGUGCUAUCAUGGAAACAGUUGAAAUUUCACUCAAUUCUUAUUAAAUAUCUUGUUAGCAUGCCGUAGAUUAAAAGUUUAGUAAUUCAAGUUGGAUUUCUGAUAUAGAUUUGUUGAGAAAUAUUAUGAAUUAUGUUAAGAAUUAAAAUGUGAAUUGUAAAAUAGCUACACGGAAUUAGGAAUUUAUUUUCUCAUACCUUUUAGGAUUUCUGUUAUGAAAUAGAACCAGAUAAUUCACUUCUGCUCUUGAUUAUUUCGAAAUAAAACUGCUUUUAAUAAUUAUUAGGAAAUCAAUAAUAUUGUGUAGUUGAUUUCAAUAUUGUUGUGCACAAGUAGUUCUACAUUUUUUUACUUUAGGCAAAAUAAUAAUUAUUUUUUAUAUAAAGUUCCCUCAUUUUUACCAAUCUUUGGAAAAUAUAUUCAGUACAAGAACCUGUAAUCGAUACAACCAAUUUUAAUCGUGUAGAUUUAUAUCAAUUUUAAUCAUAUACUAGAUUAUAGGCUACAUAAGUAGAUUUGUAUGUUUUAGCAGUAACCUAAUUCUUUCAUUAGGUGUAAAUAUCACUUUAUGUUGACUGUAUUUUGAAAGACAGAAUAGCAUACUUUUAUGUUUCCUGAAUGACGUCAAUUUAAUAAUGAAAUCUAUCAACAUUAGGCUUUCAAUUUAUUCAAUUCUAUCUUCAAAUUAGUUCGUUCAAUACUAAAAUUUGUACAAAUGAUUAUUUUAUGAUCGUGUAUAAAUUCUGUUAUAUAUCUAUCUGGUGGUGUUGAUGAUACUGUGAUCUUACAUUACAUUAUCUAUUCACAUAGAUAAGAUAAUGUGAUCUUACAUUACAUUAUCUAUUCAGAUAGAACAAAAAAGUGAUAAUUUAAAAAUUAAGUUCAAAUCCCUCCUUUAUUUAAAUUGGUCACAACGUCCAAUUGAUUACAGUACUGUAUUUCGAAUAUAGUAUUUUCAUAUGUUUGUACAUUUAUAUUUUUGUAAUGAUUUUUUGUACUGUACUUUCUAUCAAUAAAUUGAGAGAGCUUUCGUGUAAUAUA
Molecule: messenger RNA, 5663 nt
Organism: Nilaparvata lugens (brown planthopper)
Lineage: Eukaryota; Metazoa; Arthropoda; Insecta; Hemiptera; Delphacidae
Gene: Lac
Product: lachesin
Cellular component (GO): neuron projection
Source: RefSeq, a predicted model, not a curated record